Molecule: messenger RNA, 1519 nt
Organism: Protomyces lactucae-debilis
Lineage: Eukaryota; Fungi; Ascomycota; Taphrinomycetes; Taphrinales; Protomycetaceae
Exons: 2
Coding region: 102-1412 (436 amino acids)
Biological process (GO): phospholipid transport; mitochondrion organization
Cellular component (GO): ERMES complex
Molecular function (GO): lipid binding
Source: RefSeq, a predicted model, not a curated record
AAGAGACCUCAAGGCUUGAGCUGACAGGGAGGGGCCUGAUCGCUUACAGGCCAGAGAGCUAUUCAGAGUGUGCAGCAUAAAGGAGGAGUAGGACGCCCACAAUGGCUUUCCACUUCAGCUGGGACAACUUCUCAGAUGCCUUUGUGGAGAAUGCGGCUACGCUGCUUACGGGAGCACUCAACAAGGGCUCAAAGCCUUCCAUCAUUGCCGAUACCAUCACCGUGAAGGAGCUCAACAUGGGAAGCAAGCCGCCUGUACUAGAGCUGAUUGAGCUCUGUGAUUUGGAAGCAGAUGAAUUCAAGGGCGUCUUUCGUAUGCGGUACAGUGGUGAUGCCCACAUCAUUAUGCAAACCAAGGUCCAAGCGAAUCCUCUCCUGAACCGGCCAACGACAGAGCUCCCCUUCUCACCUAUUCAAAUGGUUGCUGCGGAUGCACCCUUGACGGUGCCCAUGUUUUUGCAGCUUUCUGAUAUGGAAUUAGACGGUACAGUCAUUCUUCUAUUUACAAAGGCAAAGGGACUCUCCAUGGUCUUCCGCAACGAUCCACUCAGUAAAGUACUCGUCACUUCUACCUUCGAUGGCAUUCCUGUCAUUCGUGACUUUUUGCAAGCUCAGAUUGAAAAGAAACUACGACAGCUGCUAUGUGACGAAUUGCCAGCGAUUAUCCAGCAACUAUCAGUUGCCUGGUCUGGUCGUGUGCCUUCACCAAAAGUCCGUGCAACAACACUCAACUUUACAGUGCCACCCAUUGAAGCUGAUUUGAAUUACAAGUCAGGCAUGCGCCGUCCAGUCAGCCGACAGCAGCGGUUUGUUCAACAAUCAGGGUAUAAUGCAUCCCGUUCCAUUCCACACCUUUACCGCAACCAAUCCUUUACUGGUCGUGGACAACUGACACCUUUCACACCGGCAAUUGCAGAAGCCAUCUACAAGAGCACGUCGUUAUCUGCUCUUGAUUUGGCAGAACGGAAAGCCAAAAUGAGUGCAACGGCCAGCGUCACAACGAGCACCAGUACCCUCUCAUCAUCGCCUGAACGCCGAACAGUCAAGAAGCAUUCUGUGAUUCGAUUGGGUAAAGCUGCCAAACCUGUAGAAAAGCCUGUCACGACGCCAGGUGGUGUUUCUCCUGCACAGGUUGCGCAGACGACACAGACGCCUGUGACGGUGGCUUCUUACUUUGACAAGGAUUCACCACUCUCUGUGGAUGUCAAGACACCUGUCAAAUUACAAGUCAUCAACGAGGAUGAACAAGUGUUGUCGAUGACGGGCGAUAAGAAGCAUGCGUCAGGGGCUAUAACUGCUACGGAUAGAGAACAGCAGCAGAGACGGAUGGAGAAGAAGUUGAGUCAAAAGAUUGUGCAAGAACGGCGACAAGCUGGUCUGGAGAAUGGUAUGCAUCGCAUGGCCCUUCGCUAGGUCAUUCAAUUGGGUCUUCAAUGAACGAGUUGCUUAUACGAGUACCGGCGUCUGAUUUUAUGUCUUUUCUCCUUUUCUAUACACAGUAUCAACAUCCUCAAUCCACC